Messenger RNA from Lactuca saligna, 1663 nucleotides. The record is from the annotation of a GenBank genome assembly. Lineage: Eukaryota; Viridiplantae; Streptophyta; Magnoliopsida; Asterales; Asteraceae.
CUCGAUUCCUUUGGCCCCUAAUUGUAACUUAUAGAAAUUGUGAGGGGAAAAUUUUGUAAUGUACCGUUCUUUAUUAUGUGCCUGCCCACCGCGUGUUCUUCCUUUCGCUCUCCCUCCACCUCCCCGUCCUCCCUCCAUCUACGUUUCCCAUCAUAAACAUACACAAAAAUAACCCACAAACAGGUGGGUCGAUAAAUGCAGAGAGGGAUUUUGAAUAACUAAACAUCGUUUUGUUUUAAAUUUUGGGUUUUUUAGGUUUAGAAUUUCGAACCAGAUUUGAACUCCACAAAAAUGUCGAUCAUAUCGCAGGAUGUGAUAAAGGAAUUCGAGAAUAUGAUGGAAUCAAUUGAUGAGCCACUCAAGAUUACGUUUGAGAAUUUGCAUCAAGGGUAUCCAACUGAGGCCCUGAUCCGGUUUCUAAAAGCAAGAGAUGCAAAUGUCCCCAGGGCCCACAAAAUGCUUGUUGAUUGUUUAAGUUGGAGGAUUCAAAAUGAGAUUGAUAAUAUAUUGUCGAAACCGAUUGUUCCUGCUGACUUUUAUAGAGGAGUCCGUGAUUCACAGCUUUUAGGAAUGUCAGGUUACACAAAAGAGGGGCGACCUGUUUUUGCUGUUGGUGUAGGGCUCAGCACAUAUGAUAAUGCCUCUAUUCAUUACUAUGUUCAGUCGCAUAUCCAGAUAAAUGAAUACAGAGACCGGAUAUUACUGCCAGCUGCAACGAAAAAGUUUGACCGACAUAUUAGCACAUGUGUGAAGGUUCUGGAUAUGACUGGACUUAAAAUCUCACAACUCAGUCAACUUAAGUUAUUGACAGUUAUAUCUAGCAUUGAUGACUUGAACUACCCAGAAAAGAGUGACGCCUACUAUAUUGUGAAUGCUCCAUACAUAUUUUCAGCUUGCUGGAAGGUUGUGAGGCCUCUUUUGCAAGAAAGAACAAGGAAGAAAGUUCAAGUUCUUUCAGGUUGUGGAAAAGAUGAAUUAUUGAAGAUAAUGGAUUAUGAUUCACUCCCACAUUUUGUUAGAAGAGAAGGAGGGGGAUCAUCUUCAUCGAGAGGUUCAAAAAACAGCAAUGGUACUGAUGACAAUUGCUUCUCAUUGGAUCAUGAGUUCCAUCAGGAGCUUUAUAAUUAUAUUAACAAGCAAGCUGAGGAUGUGGAGCCUCCACGUGUCACAAAACACAGAUCAUUUCAUGUGGACUUCCCUGAACCCAAUCCGGAUGAUUGUAAGAUUGCACAGAGUAUAGAAUCCGAAUUACAAAAGUUCAGUCAGGGGAAUGGAAUUGCUGACCCCACACUAAAUCAAGAUCAUAAGCAAAAGAAAUAAUUAUACUAUUAAUAAAAUUAAAUAUUUAUUCCCUAAAAACCCGUUGAGGGUUUUAAGGAUUACAAAAAAGACAGAAAUGCUGUAACUUUAUAACUUGCUUUCAUGAGGGUAAUAAUCCUUCCUUGUGUCUCUCUCUAUCUCUCUUUCAACUUUAAAAACUUGGUUUUCAAUGUAACUUUUUUUGGAUGAAAGAAACAGAAGGAGAAGAAACGAAUAUUACCUUCUUUUUAUCAACUGUUUGCUUCGUACAUAUAUAAUAUGAUGAUGUUAAAAGAUUAUUUGAAAAGAAUGGUAACACUGACAGAUGAAAGGAAAAGAUGAAUUAGGAUAAAUAUGUAACAAG